UAUAUUCACCGUGUGAUCGGCCAGCCCUUCUCUUCUCCUUGCUCUCCUUUCCGUCCCCACUGAUAUUCCCAGCGGUCAUCUCUAGCCAUCAUGGGUGCCGUCGACCGACUCAGGGGUCGCAAGACCAACCACGUCGUGGAUGACCUCCAGCCGGUGGAAAAUGAUAAUUCCGAGAAUCGCCAGACGAAGGAACCUACUGAUAACGUCGGUGAGAAGGAGGCCGCGGCCCAGGAGCGUCCUGAGGAGGUUUCCCGCGAAGCUCCGAUUGGUGUGCAGAAGGCAGAGGCUGCAGCCCUUGUCUGGAGCAAGAAGGCCAUCUACGGCACUUAUGCUUGGAUCUGGGUCUGCUACUUUAUGCUCGCACUCCAUGAAUAUAUCAGUACCAACGUCCUCUACUAUGCCUACUCAAAUUUCAGCAAUGCCUCCCAAGUCACGACCGCCUAUAUCCUUGCGACCAUCAUCGGUGGUGUUCUCAAGCUGCCAAUCGGCAAACUACUUGGGAUCUGGGGACGCGCUGAAGGGCUGAUCGUCUUCGUCGGCGUCUAUGUCAUCGGGUUGAUCAUCCUUGCUGCCUGCAACGGCCCGAAUUCCUUCGCAGCGGGCUACGUCUUCUACUGGAUCGGAUACGAUGCAAUCUACCUGAUUCUCGAAAUCUUCAUCGCGGAUACCUCCGGUCUACGCAACCGAGCCUUUGCCUUUGGAUUCUCCACCACGCCCUUCAUCUGCUGCGCCUUCACCGGUUCUCUCGCCGCCAACUCCUUCAUCAAGACCUCUGGCUGGCGCUGGGCAUACGGUGCCUUUGCCAUCGUCCAGCCAUUUGUCUUCGCACCUCUCAUCUGCAUAUUCAAGUACUACGAACGAAAAGCCUACAAGACGGGCGUUCUAGUCCAUCAGGACAGCGGCCGGACACGGUUCCAGUCCCUCAUCCACUACAUCCACGAAUUCGACGUAAUCGGCGCCCUAAUCCUCAUGGCGGCCUUCGUCCUCUUCCUUCUCCCCUUCAGCCUCGCCAGCUACGGCCGCACCCAAUACCACAACGCCGCCUUCAUCGCUGAAGUAGUAAUCGGCUUCUGCCUUUUCUUCGCCUUCGCCGCCUGGGAAAAAUACUACGCCCGAGUCCAUUUCAUCCCCUACGACCUCCUCCGCGACCGCACCGUCCUCGGCGCCUGCCUCCUCGCCGCAGUCGUCUACUUCAGCUUCUACUGCUGGGACAGCUACUUCUACUAUUUCAUCAUGGUCGUGUACAACCUCGACGUCACCAAAACGGGGUACAUGACCUCGAUCUACACCGUGGGAUCCUGCGUCUGGUCGCCCAUCUUCGGCCUCUGGAUCCGCCUCGUCAAAGAAUUCAAAUACUCGUGCCUGUUCUUCGCCGUCCCCCUCAUGUUCCUCGGCGCGGGGCUGAUGAUCCACUUCCGCGGCCAGGACGCAGACAUCGGGUACGUGAUCAUGUGUCAGAUUUUCAUUGCCUUCUCGGGCGGUAUGUUGGUGAUUAGUCAGCAGAUGGCGGUGAUGUGUGCGAGUACGCGUGACGGAAUCCCGAUACUCUUGUCUAUGUUGGGACUGUUUAAUAGUAUUGGUGGCGCGAUUGGGUAUGCGGUUGCGGCGGCAAUUUAUACGAAUACCUUUCCCGAGGGGUUGAGGAGGGCGUUGGUGGAACGGGGCCAGGAGGAGGGAUUGUGGGAGGGGUUGUAUAAGGGGGGGUAUUUGAGUCAGAUGAAGUAUGAGCCUGGGAGUGGGGUCAGGGAGGCGGUGGAUUUUGCUUGGGGGUAUACGGAGAAGUAUGAGGCGAUUGCGGCGACGUGUAUUUUGGUUUUGAUGAUUCCGGCGGUGGCGAUGUGGAGGAAUUAUGGGGUGGAUCGGAAGCAGAAUAAGGGGACGAUGAUUUAGGGGUG
Aspergillus sclerotioniger CBS 115572 is the source of this 1895-nucleotide messenger RNA. RefSeq names its product MFS general substrate transporter. Lineage: Eukaryota; Fungi; Ascomycota; Eurotiomycetes; Eurotiales; Aspergillaceae. Gene Ontology annotation, biological process: transmembrane transport. The record is from RefSeq and is a predicted model, not a curated record. The coding region runs from base 91 to 1890 and encodes 599 amino acids. The transcript has 3 exons. Gene Ontology annotation, molecular function: transmembrane transporter activity.